Messenger RNA from Sarcophilus harrisii (Tasmanian devil), 2343 nucleotides. RefSeq names its product splicing factor 3b subunit 4 (gene SF3B4). Gene Ontology annotation, biological process: positive regulation of mRNA splicing, via spliceosome. The record is from RefSeq and is a predicted model, not a curated record. The coding region runs from base 850 to 2124 and encodes 424 amino acids. NCBI's taxonomy places the organism in Eukaryota, Metazoa, Chordata, Mammalia, Dasyuromorphia, Dasyuridae. Gene Ontology annotation, molecular function: RNA binding. The transcript has 6 exons. Gene Ontology annotation, cellular component: U12-type spliceosomal complex; nucleolus.
UAGCGGAGAGCCCGGCCAAUAGUAACGGAUGGUGGGUUCAGCGUCGGUGGAUCGGCUUCGGCGCGGAAGGAUAAAGGGGCGGUGGGGGCUGAAUCGGUACAGCUGAGGCAAGGCGUAGGGGAUGCAGCAGCAGCAGCUCGGAGGCCACGGGUCGCUCAGUGUCUGCGGGGUUCGAACGCAAAGCUGCCAACUUUAGAGCCCUUUCCACGUCCCUGAACCUCCUUGGGCCUCGGUUUACUCAAAUCCCGCAACUUCUCGGAAUCAUCCUUCCUGGGCCUGGGUUGGGGAGAGGCCCCCGUUGCUAUGGCAACGGUUCGCUCCCCUUCCCCCCCCCCACCCCCACCUUGUUAGGCCUAAAAAGCGCUUUUCAGCGUCGGUGAGCGACGAACCGCUUCUUUUAUGGCCUGAUCACGUUUGGCCUUGACUCAGGGUCCUCAUGCUUCUCUUUCGAAGUGGAGGGAAGAAAACCUAAGUGAAACUGUGGAGGUUAAAAUGUCAAAUUAUGUGAUUAGGAAUUUUGAAAAUUGAAUUAGGACAUUUGAAAAAUAAAGUUUCACUACGUUUACACUGGUUAUUUCUGGUCGGGGCUGGGAGUGUGGGAAGAGAGCCGUUAUUUAUUCUCUUCCCCAAAUUACGUUCCGCCCAGACACUACGUGACUGACUCCCAGCAUUCCCUCAGGCGGCUCGAGCCAGCUCAGCCAACAUGGCCGCUCACGCCCGCUGCUUCCAAGAUGGCCGCCGCCGCGUCUGCCGCUUAUCCUCCGGCGGCCCCGCCCCUACCGCUGCCCCGGAAGCGGAAACUCUCAGGAAGCGGACCCGCUGCUUGGAGACGGCGGGAGCACAUUCAGUAUGGCGGCGGGGCCCAUCUCCGAACGGAAUCAAGAUGCCACGGUGUACGUGGGGGGCCUGGACGAGAAGGUCAGCGAGCCGCUGCUCUGGGAGCUCUUUCUGCAGGCGGGGCCCGUUGUCAACACUCACAUGCCCAAGGACCGAGUCACGGGGCAGCACCAAGGCUAUGGGUUUGUGGAAUUCCUCAGCGAGGAGGAUGCGGACUACGCCAUCAAGAUCAUGAACAUGAUCAAACUGUACGGGAAGCCAAUACGAGUAAACAAAGCGUCGGCCCACAACAAGAACCUGGACGUGGGGGCCAACAUUUUCAUAGGCAACCUCGACCCCGAGAUCGACGAGAAGCUGCUCUAUGACACCUUCAGCGCCUUUGGGGUGAUUCUGCAGACGCCCAAGAUCAUGCGGGACCCAGACACGGGCAACUCCAAGGGUUACGCCUUUAUCAAUUUUGCUUCCUUCGAUGCCUCUGAUGCGGCCAUCGAGGCCAUGAACGGGCAGUACCUGUGCAACCGGCCCAUCACCGUAUCCUACGCCUUCAAGAAGGACUCUAAGGGCGAGCGCCACGGCUCCGCUGCCGAGCGCCUCCUGGCCGCCCAGAACCCGCUGUCCCAGGCAGAUCGGCCCCAUCAGCUGUUUGCUGACGCGCCGCCCCCGCCUUCCGCCCCCAAUCCCGUGGUGUCUUCCCUGGGGUCCGGGCUUCCUCCGCCAGGUAUGCCCCCACCAGGCUCAUUCCCACCUCCAGUGCCACCUCCUGGAGCCCUUCCUCCAGGAAUACCCCCAGCCAUGCCUCCCCCUCCCAUGCCUCCUGGGGCUGGAGCCCAUGGCCCGCCAUCAGCAGGAACCCCUGGGGCUGGACAUCCUGGACAUGGACACUCACAUCCCCAUCCAUUCCCACCAGGUGGGAUGCCUCAUCCCGGUAUGUCUCAGAUGCAGCUAGCCCACCAUGGUCCCCAUGGCUUGGGUCACCCCCAUGCAGGGCCCCCAGGCUCAGGGGGACAGCCUCCUCCACGACCACCCCCAGGAAUGCCUCAUCCUGGCCCUCCUCCUAUGGGAAUGCCACCCCGAGGACCCCCUUUUGGAUCUCCCAUGGGUCACCCAGGCCCCAUGCCUCCCCAUGGUAUGCGAGGACCUCCUCCAUUAAUGCCCCCCCACGGAUACAGCGGUCCCCCUCGACCUCCACCUUAUGGAUACCAAAGAGGACCUCUUCCGCCACCCCGACCCUCCCCCCGUCCUCCAGUCCCCCCUCGUGGUCCCCUUCGGGGUCCUCUUCCUCAGUAGAGCCAAAUUUUCCUACAACCUACUGCACUCCUCUGAGACUCUCCCUAUCUUUUGGACCAAUCAGAGGAAUUGUUGCCCCAUGGGCCUCAAGCACCCCUUUCUUCCUCACAUUUGUCCUUUCUUCCAGUGUGAUUUUUUUUCCUCACUGGAUUUUUUUCUAUGUUGGGCUCCACUUCUUCCCCAGAUAUUGACAGUGAAUAAAGCUGGAUCCCUUGUUUA